UUUCGGUGAAGUGGUGGCGCUAGGUUUAAUAAUGUUUAAAAAUAAAAAUGGCGGAAGAGAAUAGAAGGAAAUUAAUCCAAUUAUUAAAACUUCCACAAAACUCUCACUGUGCAGAUUGCGGAAUAGAAGGUCCAGAAUGGGCAUCAUACAACAUUGGAAUAUUUAUAUGCACUCAGUGUGCAGGUUUUCAUCGCAAUCUUGGUUCUCACAUCAGCAAAGUGAAAUCUGUUUUUCUGGACAAUUGGGAUUCAACACAAGUAGAAUUAAUGGAAAAUAUGGGAAAUGACAAAGCCCAGGAAAAGUAUGAGAUUGACGUGCCAUUGUGCUACAAGAGACCAUGUUCCACGGAUGUUCAAGUUUUAAAGGAACAGUGGAUACAAGCCAAGUAUGAUAGGCAAGAAUUUCUGCACACAGAAGAACAGAUUUAUAUAAAGGGUUUUAUGGAAGGGCAUUUGUGGAAGCGUGGAAAAGAAGAUGGAAAAUUUCAUUUACGAAAAUUUGUUCUCAAUGAAGCUGAAGAUACCUUUAAGUAUUAUGUGAAAGAACACAAAGAACCUAAAGCUGUGAUACGAAUAUCAGAACUUAAUGCAACAUUUUGCCCAAUGAAAGUCAACAGUGCCAAUGCAAUGCAAAUAACAUAUAUAAAGGAUGGAACAACAAGAAAUAUGUUUGUAUAUUCUGACGAUGGCAAGGAUAUUGUGAAUUGGUAUAUGGCCAUUAGGUCUGCUAAGCUCAACCGAUUACAAAUUGCUUUUCCAAAAGCUGAUAUCCAAGAGCUAGCUCAGCAACUCACACGGGAGUUUCUCAAAGAAGGCUGGUUGAAAAAGAAAGGUCCUAGGGCUGGUGAUGCUUACAGACGUAGGUGGUUUACACUGGAUAACCGCAGAUUGAUGUAUCUUACAAAUCCUUUGGUAACUUAU
Molecule: messenger RNA, 920 nt
Organism: Limulus polyphemus (Atlantic horseshoe crab)
Lineage: Eukaryota; Metazoa; Arthropoda; Merostomata; Xiphosura; Limulidae
Product: arf-GAP with dual PH domain-containing protein 1-like
Exons: 6
Biological process (GO): positive regulation of GTPase activity
Cellular component (GO): plasma membrane; intracellular membrane-bounded organelle
Molecular function (GO): phosphatidylinositol bisphosphate binding; GTPase activator activity
Source: RefSeq, a predicted model, not a curated record